UCGCCAAAUGGAGCUGAAAAAGUUUCAGAAGAAGUGCACGCGCAGUACACACAGCCAAUCCAAUCGCGAGUAGCGUUAACUUUCUGUAAAUCUGAAGUUCAGCUCACCAUUAUUUGCAAACUCAUGUUGGUUCCUUUGUUUCCAUUUGCCUUUUCUUCUGUUCUUAAUCUCAGGUAGAAGGAGGAGGAGGAAGAGGAAGGAGGCACCUUUUAGUAGACUCUGUAGAUCAAUCCAGAUCUGUCAUAACAGAACCGCCUUCGAAAUUUGGAGCUUUAUAUUUUUGUCGCAUGCGAUUCUAAUAUUUUUUCACUAUUAAGUGAAAUUAAGCAAUAGUUAAUUUAAAAGAAGGGAAAGCAUUGAAUUUAGUGGGUGUGCGUGUGCGUGUGCGUGUGCGUGAGAGAGAGAGAGAGAGAGAGAGAGAGAGAGAAAGAGAGAGUGAGGUAGGGAGGCGUGGCGCGGAGAGAUGAAUGUGAGCCAUGCGUCCGUUCACCCGGUGGAAGAUCCUCCGACGACGGACGGUGGAAACAACAAUAACAACGCGCCGAGAGUGAGAAUGAAGGACAUACAAGGAAUGCCUGGCACGAAAGGUGGCCUCGCCUUGCGUAUCUUUCAGUUUUUCUUUGCGGCUGCGGCGCUUGCUGUCAUGGCUGCCACCAGUGACUUCCCUUCCGUAACUGCUUUCUGUUACCUUGUUGCGGCUGCUGGUUUGCAGUGUUUGUGGAGCCUUACCUUAGCUAUUGUAGACAUUUAUGCUCUCUUAGUGAUGCGCUCCUUGCAGAAUUAUCAAGUUGUCAGCCUGUUUGCUGUUGGUGAUGGGAUCACAUCCACUCUUACAUUUGCUGCAGCUUGUGCUUCUGCUGGCAUCACAGUCCUUAUUGAUAAUGAUCUUGAUAGCUGUUCUCAGAAUCAUUGCGUGCAGUUUGAAACUGCUACAGCCAUGGCUUUCAUCAGCUGGUUUACUGCAUUACCUUCUUUUCUCCUGAACUUUUGGUCGCUGGCAUCCCGAUGACAAAGAAGGAUUAACCAAAAAAAAAAAAAAAAGAGAGAGAAUAUUGAGACAGGCCAUUUUUGUUAGACCAACUGAAAUACGUGGUCUUGUUUUGAUCUUUAUUGCCUGUUGUGUGCUUCAAUUCUCAAAAUUUAAACUCACAUCUCUUCCCUUUGGAAUGUUUUGUAAAUCAGGAUGCAACGUAAAUAUUGAGGUUUCUUUGUGUUGUCAGAUCCAAGAUUAAUGUUGAUUGUACCACUAGGGUGUAGAUAUUCAAUGUGGAACGUCUGAAGUGAAACCAGUAUGAAGUUUGAAGAGUGUGUUUGUGGGUGACA
This is a messenger RNA of Hevea brasiliensis (rubber tree), 1323 nucleotides long. Its product is annotated as CASP-like protein 5A2. Gene Ontology annotation, cellular component: plasma membrane. NCBI's taxonomy places the organism in Eukaryota, Viridiplantae, Streptophyta, Magnoliopsida, Malpighiales, Euphorbiaceae. The transcript is spliced from 4 exons. The coding region runs from base 464 to 1009 and encodes 181 amino acids. The record is from RefSeq and is a predicted model, not a curated record.